This is a messenger RNA of Heterobasidion irregulare TC 32-1, 693 nucleotides long. RefSeq names its product glutaredoxin-related protein. NCBI's taxonomy places the organism in Eukaryota, Fungi, Basidiomycota, Agaricomycetes, Russulales, Bondarzewiaceae. The transcript is spliced from 4 exons. Bases 48 to 533 code for a protein of 161 amino acids. The record is from RefSeq and is a predicted model, not a curated record.
UAAGUCGAUCCCUCCUCUCUCGAAACCCUCACCUCUUCAACUAUCCCAUGAUGUUUCGCAGUGCUUUCCGGUCGCCCCUCGUUUCAUUUGCGCGCACAGCGCCCAUGACGGUGUCGAGGGCCCCCUCCUCGCUCCUCUUCCGCCGCAUGCUCUCCGAUGAGGCUCGCAUGCAAAUUCAAAAGGCCGUGGACUCGUCGCCGCUCGUCCUGUUUAUGAAGGGCACACCAGCGGCCCCACAGUGCGGGUUUUCGCGAGCGGUGAUUCAGGUGCUGGAUCUACACGGCGUACCCCCAGAGAAGAUGCAGACGUACAAUGUCCUGGAAGAUUCGGAGUUGCGGAGUGGGAUCAAGGAUUUCUCUGACUGGCCCACCGUACCACAGCUCUAUGUUAAGUCCGAGUUCAUUGGAGGCUGCGAUAUCGUUCUAGGCAUGCAUCAGUCGGGGGAACUCGAGGAACUUCUCCAGAAGAACGAUGUCAUUCCUAAGAGCUCCGAGUCUGAGGCUGAGCCCUCUGCACAACCAGCCUCUUCAUGAAUGGCAUCUAGUCAUGAUCUUUGCACAUGCGCAGCUAGAUGCAAAUGUAUCUAUAUCUCGCCCUUCUUCAAUACACGUCAGUCAUUCCAAUCAGGGACUCAUCAGCUCAUACAUGGUAGAAUUUUUAUCUUGAGUCAUUUUCUACUUGACGAGCACGCUG